ACAUGCUACAACUACCAUGAAAAACAAAGGGUUGGGUGAAAGCUUCAUCAACAGCCAGACAUGGAGAGUUAGGGACCUGGGUUUGAAUAGACAGCUGCUGAUGAUUCAAUGUCUACGGGACUGAACCAGCAGGAUGGGCGAAAUCCUUCACAUAGCAAAGGCUGUAAGUGGGCGUGGCAUUUGAACCAGAGGACUUAGCAGAGGUGGGAGACCAUGGAACUGCGUUAGUGAAUAAGCACGAUAAAAGUGAACCAAUAUUGCUUCAGAAAGAAGGGAACAGAGGAACAGAGUUGCAACACACAUCGGAUGUGCGCCUGUAAUGUUCCAACUUUCAAGAAACUGGUGUCCAUGGGUGUUGAACAUUGGACCAGACUUGAUAUCUAAGCUCUGUGUAUUUUUGCUUGUAUUGUUUUGCUUCCGUUAUAUCGAUUCCCAAUGCGAGACGCACUUGACAUCAAAUACAUUAUGGUACGUUGCUCUGAGUUCUGACCACCGGUUCUCAUUUCCCGCCAUCUCCAUCGUUCCCUCCAUAAAUCCCCACGCGCCCUUUCUCUCUCCUCUUCCACUUCCCUCCCAGAAGGCCUCUGCAUCUCCGAACCCAUGGACGAGAACUUGGAGCAGAACAAGCUUCCAGAGCUCAAGCUAGACGCGAAGCAGACGCAGGGUUUUCUGUCAUUCUUCCGCUCGCUGCCUCAGGACCCCAACGCAGUGCGGUUCUUUGAUCGUCGGGAUUAUUAUACUGCUCAUGGUGACAAUGCAACAUUUGUGGCUAGGACAUACUAUCGGACUACUACUGUUCUACGGCAGAUUAGCAGUGGCCGUGAUGCUAUUUCAAGUGUAAGCGUCAGCAAAACCAUGUUUGAAAGGAUUGCUCGUGACAUUCUUCUGGAGAGAACUGAUCAUACCUUGGAGUUCUAUGAAGGCAGUGGGUCAAAUUGGAGGUUAUCCAAGAUGGGCACACCUGGAAAUCUUGGAAGUUUUGAAGAUGUAUUAUUUGCUAACAAUGACAUGGAUGAUUCUCCUGCAAUUGUUGCAUUGUCCCCUAUCUUUAGGGAAAGUGAGUGCAUAAUUGGUUUGGCAUACGUUGAUUUGACAAAAAGAACAAUGGGUAUUGCUGAAUUCCUUGACGACAGUCAAUUCACUAAUGUGGAGUCAGCUCUGGUGUCUCUUGGUUGUAAGGAAUGCUUAUUGCCAGCAGAGAUUUCUAAGACCGUGGAAGCAAGACAUCUGAAUGAUGCAUUGGGAAGGUGUAACUUGCUUGUAACUGAGAGGAAGAAAGCAGAGUUCAAAUCAAAAGAUUUAGUACCGGAUCUUGGUAGGCUUGUAAAAGAUUCUGUGGAACCUGCUAGAGAUUUGGUUGCCAAUUUAGUUUAUGCAUCUGGGGCUCUUGGUGCUUUAUUGUCUUACUUGGAGCUGCUUGCAGAUGAAAGCAAUUAUGGUAGCUAUACCAUUCAGCACUACAAAUUGGACAGUUACAUGAGAUUAGAUUCUGCAGCCAUGAGGGCCCUCAGUGUUCUAGAGUCCAAGAUGGAUGCAAACAAAAAUUUUAGCUUGUUUGGAUUGAUGAAUAGGACAUGUACUGCUGGCAUGGGGAAGAGAUUACUGAAUAGGUGGCUCAAGCAACCAUUAGUAGAUGUUAAGGAGAUCAAUUACCGACUGGAUAUGGUCCAGGCUUUUGUGGAGGAUGCUGCCCUUCGCCUAGAUUUGAGGCAACAUUUGAAAAGGAUUUCUGACAUUGAAAGGCUCAUGCACAGGCUUCAGAGAAGAAAAGCUAGUUUGCAACAAAUCGUAAAACUUUUCCAGUCCAGCUUGAGGCUUCCUUACAUCAAAGGUGCCAUUGAGAGAUAUGAAGGAGAGUUUUCCUCGCUAUUGAAAAGCAAGUACUUGGAUGCAUUGGAUUAUUGGACUGACGAUGAUCACUUGAACAAAUUUAUUGCUCUUGUCGAGGCUGCUGUAGAUCUUGAACAACUUGAGAAUGGUGAAUAUAUGAUUUCUGCUAGUUAUGAUUCAAAGUUGUUGGAUUUAAAAAAUCAAAUGGAUGCAGUAGAGAAGCAGAUCCAGAUCUUGCAUAAACAGACUGCAAAUGAACUUGACCUCCCUGUGGACAAAGGUUUAAAGCUGGACAAAAGCACACAGUUUGGCCAUGUGUUUAGGAUCACAAAGAAAGAGGAGCCUAAAGUUCGUAAAAAGCUGAAUGUGAGUUUCAUAGUCCUUGAAACUCGGAAGGAUGGUGUGAAAUUUACAAAUACAAAGCUUAAAAAGCUUGGAGACCAGUAUGGAAAGUUACUGGAGGAAUACACAAGUGUGCAGAAAGAGCUUGUUGCUCGUGUUGUUCAGACUGCAGCAACUUUUUCUGAGGUAUUUGAGUCCAUUGCAAAGAUUCUAUCUGAAAUGGAUGUCUUGCUUGCUUUUGCUGAUCUUGCAACCAGCUGUCCAACAUCAUAUGCAAGGCCAGAGAUCACACCAUCGGAUAGAGGAGAUAUUAUACUGAUGGGGAGCAGGCAUCCUUGUGUAGAGGCUCAAGAUGGUGUCAAUUUUAUACCUAAUGAUUGUCUUCUUAUAAGAGGUAAAAGCUGGUUUCAAAUCAUUACUGGUCCAAACAUGGGUGGGAAAUCUACAUUUAUUCGUCAGGUUGGUGUGAAUGUGCUAAUGGCACAAGUUGGAUGUUUUGUGCCUUGUGAUCAAGCAAGUAUCAGCAUCCGAGAUUGCAUUUUUGCUCGUGUUGGUGCUGGGGAUUGCCAGAUACGGGGAGUGUCCACCUUCAUGCAAGAAAUGUUGGAAACAGCAUCUAUUUUGAAAGGUGCAACUGGGAACUCACUUGUAAUAAUUGAUGAGCUUGGGCGUGGUACAUCAACAUAUGAUGGAUUUGGUUUGGCGUGGGCCAUCUGUGAGCAUCUUGUAGAGGUCACUAGAGCACCAACCUUGUUUGCUACACACUUUCAUGAGCUAACUGCGUUAGCUCAUCAGCAUGUCAAUAAUGAUGUUGAUCCUCAGACAAAGUCUACCAAUGGUGUGGCCAAUUAUCAUGUUAGUGCUCACAUUGAUCCAUCAAGUAGAAAACUGACUAUGCUUUACAAGGUUGAAGAAGGGGCUUGUGAUCAAAGUUUUGGAAUUCAUGUGGCUGAACUUGCGAAGUUUCCAGAAGAAGUUGUUUCCCUUGCCAAAGAAAAAGCUGCAGAGUUGGAAGAUUUUUCUCCUAUUUCUGUUCUGUCAGAAAGUGCAAAGGUGGGUGACAAACGCAAGCGAGUGCUUGAUCCUGAUGAUAUGGCCAAGGGUGCUGCUAUUGCACACAAGUUCUUGCAUGAGUUCUCUGAAAUGCCCUUGGACAAGAUGGAUCUGAAGCAAGCUCUAGAACAAGUUAGCAAGAUGAGAAGUGAUCUAGAGAGGGAUGCGGUAGAUAAUUCUUGGCUUCAACAGUUCUUCUAAAAUUCUGGUAUAUGAAGUAGGCCAAUUUUGUUAGUUCUCAGCCUUUGCACUUCCAAUUGUUAUGGCAUCGGCUGUUGUACAGUUUAUCUGACGUUUUGGCUUCUUUUCCCUGCUGAUAUAGCCGAGCAACCUCAUGUGCAUAUCCAGGUCAGAAUUUGUAAAACUUGUUUGCAAAUGUCCGUUGUUACUUUGUUUUUAUUUAAAUGUACGUAAAGUUCCACAGUUGUCCUCAAGUUA
This is a messenger RNA of Nymphaea colorata (pocket water lily), 3663 nucleotides long. RefSeq names its product DNA mismatch repair protein MSH2. The record is from RefSeq and is a predicted model, not a curated record. Gene Ontology annotation, biological process: mismatch repair; mitotic recombination. The coding region runs from base 601 to 3426 and encodes 941 amino acids. Gene Ontology annotation, cellular component: MutSalpha complex; nucleus. The transcript has 13 exons. Gene Ontology annotation, molecular function: ATP binding; ATP-dependent DNA damage sensor activity; mismatched DNA binding. Lineage: Eukaryota; Viridiplantae; Streptophyta; Magnoliopsida; Nymphaeales; Nymphaeaceae.